Messenger RNA from Pygocentrus nattereri (red-bellied piranha), 2120 nucleotides. RefSeq names its product MIS12 kinetochore complex component (gene mis12). The record is from RefSeq and is a predicted model, not a curated record. Lineage: Eukaryota; Metazoa; Chordata; Actinopteri; Characiformes; Serrasalmidae. Bases 1 to 735 code for a protein of 244 amino acids. Gene Ontology annotation, biological process: mitotic sister chromatid segregation; mitotic cell cycle; protein localization to kinetochore. The transcript is spliced from 2 exons. Gene Ontology annotation, cellular component: chromosome, centromeric region; nucleus.
AUGGGAUGCUCUGGAACAGCUGUUCAGGAUCCUAAAGUCACCGUGCAUGAUGCUAAGCAUCAGCUCCAGGGGAUUGAAACCCCCCCAAUGCUAAAGUGUGUGGGGUCCUUCACCUCAGAGUCCCUCAAGCUGUAUGAGGCGCAGUUCUUUGGGUUCACCCCACAGACCUGCAUGAUGAGAGUGAAUAGCGCCUUCCAGGACUGCUUGUAUGAGAUGCUGGUGGUCGUGGAGUCUGUGUUCGUGCGGAAACUGUCCCAAGGGAAAGAUCCACCGGAGGAGCUUCAGCUUAAAACCCGAGAAUGCACCAGAAACUGCCUCCGCUUCUUGCAGGAGCGCUUUAGGAAGCUGUCGAGUCGCAUGGAAACUCUGCUGGUGAAUAGCGUGCUGUCGAUCCCUGAAAAUGUCCUGUUGCCUGAAGACGAGCCCCACCGGAAGUAUCCAGAAAGCCAGGAACAGCUUUUGAAGCUGGAAAGUUCGAUUGCCGACCUGCAGCAGUCUUACCAGGCAGAAGUGUGCGCCAAACAAGCGCUCCUGGCUGAACUGGAGGAGCAGAGAGAGACUCAGGAGCAGCUAGAGGAGGUGCUGAGAUGGAUUGAGGAGCUGCGGCUGUCUUGGAAGCGUGAAGGCAUGGGCAAUGUCCACGACAGUUUCCGGCAUAUGAUUGAGACCGUGAACCAGCUGCAGGGUGUUAUGGGGAAGAUCAGAAAGAAGAGCAAAUCACUGGAUGAAGUGUGAGAGUUCUCUGUGAAGGGCUGUCACAAUCAUGAAAUUAUAGCUAACGAUAAAUUUACGAAUAAAUAGUUGCGAUUAACAGUGUAACUGUAUGUGAAGUGGUUAUGAAUACACUGCCUGAUGUCCAAGACAUUGUUUUACAAUAGGUUUGUGAUACAGUUUCGGCUUAAAAUGUUUUUGCGUCCAUUUAUUGUGAUCCGUUCAUGGUGGAGGGAUAAAUGCAGGGCGUUGCAAGGCAAAAUAGUCAUUGAAGAAAACAAAUUAUUUUUAGAUUCAUGGCUAUUUUACCAUUAUUAACAUUACGUAUAAAAACUACAGACACAUGCAAGUUCACUGGUGUUUUUGGAAAGUAAAUUAAAAGGCCGUAUUUGUGUUGUAGACAUAUUGAACCCCGCUUCCUAUCACCACAACUGUGAAGAAAACUAAGUUUCUCUGCAAUUAACCACUUCACAUAAAACUCCUCUGGAUGACUUACGUUUCAAGGACGGGAUAAUUCCGAAAUUUUGACCUGCUUCUUGUGCAAUGACACUGUCCAUCCACAAGAGGGAGCCCAGUGCCCGGUCUAUUUUUGCCACUUCCUCAGACUGUAAAUCGUACUUGGGAACGCGAUGACUUGUCAGUGUCAAAAGCAUUGCAUUUGUAAGCAAGGAUGUUCCUCGCUGACAUCUGCGGUCAGGCAACAUCGCCCAAUCCCAGCCCAACAUUCAUUGGUUAUUCCGAGGCCAUGCUCGCUGUGGAAUCUGUUACUUUGAUGUUUGAUGCGCAAUGAGAUCUGCACCAGAUGAGACUGAAUUUCCCACAGACCCAAACCUAUGGGCUUUCUUUCUUGUUCACAGUCAGAGGGCUCAAGGUCUGAAUACGGGUCAGUUCUUUUCCCCAUAGCCUGAGGGAAAUCAUUUUGUAAUGCAACUGUAGAUACUCUUAUUGAAUGUACUUGUCAGCUGAUGAUUUAGCUUUGAUAAAACCACAGUUCAGUUUUUAAAUUGUCCGCCUGAGUUAAGGAAAGAUUGUUUUUUUUUAUCAAAAUGGCAAUUUGAAACAGUGAAAUUUUCUAAUCGUCUAUAGUCAGCAAUAUGUUGCAAGCUUUAAGUAAGGACGUUUAACAUAACAUGGAGUUCGCGAACUGCUUUUAGAUGAAUUUGACUAAUUAAAAACAACCACACAUCCAUGUGCUGUGACGUCACAGCCACAAAUAACUGGCAGGCCUGGCACAUUAUGUAAGCAUUCAAGUGGUUUUAUUGGCCAAAAAAGCCCAUGCCUCAAUUUAUAGAAACCGUUCGCAAGUAAACCGUAGUACUGGCCAGAAAAAUGGUAGAUAUUUUGCCAAAAUUGUUCAGCCCCAGUUUCAGUGGCUACGUUCUAAACUCAAUAAAUUGCCUUAUCAAAUU